UACACUUGUGCAAUCACCACAAACAUCUCUCUACUGACCUGGAGAACAUAUCACUUCAAAACAGUCCAAAAACAGUCAACAAUCAUCCUCGCGAGGAGACAGCGCGGUGCUCAUCGCGCAUUUGGAUACUAUUUUGAAAGGGAUUGGCAUCGAUUUGUGUCGCAGUUUUAGACAGAUUUCAAAAGACUGGAGAUUGUUCGGGACGGAACACCUGCGAGUGCCCAUUGAUGACAAACUGAAUAACUGCUAUGACAGGUAAACUAGCGGACAAGAUCCCUAUUACCAUGAGCAGUUUAAUCAACACCAUACCUGACAGUCUCUAUCCAGAAGAAGACAUUCCCACUUCUAUGAACAUUUUCACAAACCCGGACUCUAUUUCGCACUACUCACAAAUGAAUACAGAUAAUAUCAUGGACUUGGGGAUGGGCGGUGAGAAGGGAAGUGGAGAGAUUCAGUAUGGCUCCAGUAGUUUCCAAUCUGGUCGAAGCGGACAGACCGUCACCUACCUGGGCAAGUUUGCGUUUGACACCCCUCCAUCAGGCAGCAUCGGUGGCUCGGGUUGGUGUCCUGACAACAACAUCAUCAGUCUGGUGAGUGCCGGAAUCCUGGGCGUGUCACCGUCACCAGGCAACAUCACCACCCAGACGUCUUCGUCGAGCGGCAGCAUGGGCGGCCAGUCAUCAGACAUGGAGCAGGUAUAUGCACCACCUCUUCCAGCUUACUCCACCUGCAGCGACAUUUAUCCCGAGCAGGUGACGUUCCAUCACAGUCCUGCAACGUCGUCGUCUCUGCCCUACCCAAGCUCCGACUACCACACCACGUCCAAACCAGGCAUGGACGGCAGUCUUUUUUCCAUGAUCCCAGACUACAACCUCUUCCAUCACCAGGGAGACAUUGGGGUGAUGGAGCAUAAACCCUUCCAAACCAUGGACCCUAUUAGAGUCAACCCACCUCCCAUAACUCCCCUUGAAACCAUUCGAGCCUUUAAGGAUAAGCAACAGAUCCAUCCUGGGUUUCUUGGUGGGCAACAGCACGUAUCCCAACACCACCAACCCUCUCAGACACUUGCCCUCAAACCCAUUCGACCAAGAAAGUACCCCAACCGACCAAGCAAAACCCCCGUCCACGAGCGUCCACACGCCUGUCCGGCGGAGAACUGUGACCGGCGUUUUUCUCGAUCAGAUGAGUUGACGCGCCAUCUGCGCAUCCACACGGGGCAUAAACCCUUCCAGUGCCGCAUCUGCAUGCGAUCUUUCAGUCGCAGCGACCAUCUAACCACGCACAUCCGAACGCACACCGGCGAGAAGCCCUUUUCUUGCGAGUUCUGUGGACGCAAGUUUGCUCGCAGCGACGAGCGAAAGAGGCACGCCAAGGUGCAUCUGAAACAAAAGGACAAGAAGCCCUCGGACAAGGGCAGUAGCACUGGGGCAGGGGGGAGCCACAUGUCUCCUCCAAGCUCCUGUGGGAGUGCGGGACCCAGCAGUGCCAAUAUCAUAACCGUUACCACUUGUGCAUGAAAUGGACUUGCAAAGUAAGACUACAAGGGGAAGAAAUUAAGGCUUCUCUUCUUUUCUUAGAUACACUUGACUCUCAUACUCUCUCCGUCUCUUCACAUCCAUCCAUUUCCUCCUGGUUUCUGUUGAUUAUAGUGGCAUAUUUCUGUUGCCACUACUGUUUUAGGUCAAACGGGUGCAGAAUAAGUGGACUAGUGUCGCAUGAAUGGGAAAGAGAAGGGUUCAAAGAUAACAGUUCAAGCAGUGAGGUUGAUCCAUAAGAAGAGCACUUGCAGAUGCAGUGCAAUCACAAGGGUUAAACACUCGGCUCUCGGGAUCAGAGGCAUCUCUUGAAAUUUUUGUCUUUUCAUUUUUCUUUUACAAAUAAGGAGAGAUCUGAUUGCUGUUUUUGUGUUUCCUACCUGUAUUUUGUUUUGUCAUUAGGUUGUCAGAUUUCUAAAAGUGCACUUUCAUUUGCUUACUAUUUUGCAGUCCUUUUUUAAAUGAUUGUAAAAUUAUUUAAUGUCUUGUGUUGAUGUUGCUUUUCAACAUAAUGUGUCAAAUGUAUUUAAAUGCAUCAGACAACUUUUUUUUUAUUAUUAUUGUUGCUUGUUUUAGCCUGGCUAGGAUCAUACUGAAGGUACAGGCAAGUAACUUUACUGUAAGAAUCAGUUCAGACAUUGAUUUGGGGAAAACAUUUAAGCCUGAAAGGUUCAAGGAGACUGAGUUUCAGGUGAGUCUGUUGCACUAUUAAGCUUCAUUAUCUUCAUAUUUUGAAAUCCCUUUGGUACAAUUAAGGGAUCAGAUUGGCAUUUGUAAUCAGUAACAGACUGGCAUUGCAAUAAAAUGAAAAACAACAACAAUAAAACACAGUCUGGCUUGGAAAUUUACAUUGUAGGGAUGAAAUUAAAACACAAUUGUGGCCUUUCAUCUAAUUGUUUCACUUAAUUUGGUGUGCAUAAGGGCCAAACCUGCAGUUCAAUACUUUUCUUCUGUUAAAAUCAGCUAUGGUGAUCUGAUCCAAACAUUAUGCCUUUCUGUUUUCACUGCCUGUAGGCACGCAUGCACUAGUAUCAGUUGUAUGUCUUUGCAAAUACUGAAAUAAUUGUGUUAGUCAUCUUUGAGGACCUACAGCAAUAUGCAUCCAAUUCAAAGUACACAGGCUGUCAGCAAGAGUUAAUACUGUAAACAUGACUUAUUUUCAUGUGAAAAUUGUACUGGUAAGGUUUCCAUUGUCGUUAUUGUCACUGUUUUAUUGGACAGUUAUGUUUUAUGCUUUUAUCAUCCAAUAUGUUUUGUUGGGUACCUUUUUAUGCACAUUGAAUAUUCAGCACACAUUUUAACACAUGGUUUUCAAAAUGAAGACUGCCAAAAUUAUGGUAAUGCCUGCCUGCAGACAUCACCACUGGGUAGAUUGAUCUUAGGAGUCAUUGUUUCGCAUUUUCACAGGCUGCGGCCUGCCUGCUAUAUGCAUGCCAUUCAAGAUGUUUUUUGGAUGGGAACAGUUUCGACAUUUAUACUGCUCUAAAGGGCAGCACCAUAAUGUGGUAUCUCCACGGUUACUCAUAUUUGGAACAUGCAUUGAGAUUCUGAAUAUUAGCAAGGAGAACGAGAGAGGGUUUUGUACAGUUAAAUAUACAAACAUAUUACUACAUGUUUUUUACUUGGAAUGUACAAAGCAAUGUCCUUCAGUAUUAUGAUGUGUGUCUGUGCAUGUGCGUGUGCGUGUACAUGUGUGUGCGUGCACUAAUGCAUACGCAAACACCCACAUACUCAGAUUUUACAUUGACUGAAUGUUGAAAUGAAGGGUGUGUUAACAUUUUCAUUUCUUUCUUCCAGUUUUUGAGAUUGUGAAUGUGUACAUAGUGCAGAAUGUUUCAUAAGUGUGUGCGCGCAGGAAAAGUAUUGACAGUGUAUUGACAGUGUCAAAUGUGAUGCAUUCUAAGUCUCAAAUAUUAACUGUUAUUAGCGUAAAAUUGCAAAUGAUGACUUGCGGACACACAGAAUGAUGUGUUUAAUAAAUGAAUAAACAGUAAGAUUAUUUGAAAAAAAAAGGAAAGCAAAAACCUGUGUAUCUCAUUAUCUUAUACGCAAUGCAUACAAAGCAAAUCCUUUGAUAAAGGCAUAAUUCUAUUUUGUAGCUGACUACCACUGUGUUCAGCAAAUUUAGACUAAGAAUUUGUGAAUUGUAUUAUUUAAAAAUUAAGCUUCACAACCAGUGGCAACUUGAAUCUAGUUUCAUUUAAAAAAGACACACAAAAACCUUAAAUUAUAUUGUAUUUUAUUUAUUUUUAAUGUAUUUUUAUUGUUUAUUCAUGUUAUUCAUAUUUGGCUAAAUUAAGCACCCCUCAAUUGGCUUUAAAAAAAAUGUAUAAAAAAAUUAUUUCAUGCCAUACACUUCGAAAGCUCUUGCCAUUUCGGCAAACCACAUCCGGAAUGUAUCUUCUGGCAAAAUAAAAUUUUUCCCCCUCCUUGCGAGGCCAGUACUGUAUAUCAUUUUUUGUUUCUGAUUAUUAUUAGUAUUACAUAUGAAAAACUGACAGUACAAUGGUAUUUCAUCAAAAUGUUGAAAAGAUUUAAUAUAAAGGAAUAAUCUGACCAUUUAAAAUGAACUUCCAAUCUGCGUCAAUCCUUUGAUAAAAAGAGGCAGCUCCUUAUAGGCAAUAUAGUAAGCGUUCAUUUAUGGAUAUUCAUCAUUCUUGCAACUGGGUUAAAAUAAUAAACGCACUACUGCAUCUGGAGUGAAAAACGGAAAUUAUAAAAUCUAAUAUUGAUCCAAAAACUAAUCUACAUUCUGUUGAAAUCUGCCGAAAGCUAAACAAGGAUUUUGAAUGUAUACACUGGCAUUAUUGUCUUGAAUUAUGCAUCAAUAUGGCCCUUAAUGUCAGCAUUGUGAACACAAAAAAGUUUGUGCCUCUUAACCUCACUCACUGUAAUUGAAGAAGGGGAAUCACCGAGUUGAUAAGCUAGAUUCCCCGGCAGAGUGUGUACAUUUUGAGUUAAAUAAGCAGACAGGUUCAAGAUAAUAUUGGGUUCUCUUCAAGAUCCCUCCGCUGCCCUUUUUUAUUUUUAGAGAGAUAUCUUCAUUUCAAAAGCACAUAUGGGAUGAGAACUACUGUUUUAAAAUAGAAAUACAUACAUAACAGCUUCUGGCUUAAUUUUCUUAUCUGUUAUUUUCUCUUUUUCAACUUUCUUUCUUUGCCAAGAUACAUCAGAAUCCAGGGCCAAACUGCAGCAGUAAAAAUAGAGAACGCAGUUCUCACAGAUCAGAUCCGAUACCCUGUGGAAUUGUGUAUGUGUGUACGUUUCUACUGUUUGAGAGCGAUUUCAUCCUCUUAUGUAUGGAAUAGUGUGGUUUUGAAGAAAAUCGUGUCUAUGUUAGAAGCUGUGUGCUGAAAAGUUGAAGUGAAGGUACAAAACUGAAAUCUAUUUGGUGUUUAGAAUGAAGUCCUCAUAAUUUUAACGGAUGCUAAGACUAGUGAAAACAAUAUCCACCUUAACUCAGAUUUUAUUAGCUAAUGCAAGUAAAAGUCUUCCUCUUAAAGUCCAGUGAAGCAACAAGCAAUCGUGAUCUCCGAAGAAUUUUGUGCGUUUGUGUGUACUUGAGUGCGUUUGUAUUUCAGCAUGCUUGCAUGCACAUGUACAUCUGUGCUUCCAUGUUCAUAUUAUCCACUCUGUAUGUGUGGAUGUCUGGGUUCAUUUCACGAGAAUUACCAAAAAAGUAAUAGUGGGACCAUGUGACUGAGUAAAAUAUGGAACAAUAUCAGCGAAACCAGCUCUAAAACAACAAUACCCCCCUAAGAAAUGUAGACUUAUGCAUAGCACAGGAAGGACAAAAUGGUGAUUUCUGUCCUUGACUUUUUUAUUUCUUUUCUGAUAUACUCAUAUUGAAGUUUCAAAAUCAUUUUCAUUUAAUGAAGAACUUGGAAAGUCCUUUGAGUAAGUGCUGUAGUAUAUUAGUAGGGAUCGUUCACAUAAAAAUGACAAUUCUCUUACUAUUUACCUACCUUCAUGUUGUUCCAAACCCAUAUAAUUUUCUUUCCUCCAUGGGACACAAAAGGAAAUGUUAUGGACUGACAGCCUCAGUCCCCGUUCAUUGUCAUAGUAUGAGAAAGGGCAGCGCUGCCAACAUCCUUCAAAGUUUCUCCCAAUUUUUCUAUGUAAGCAAGAAAGUCAUAUGAGUUUGGAAAUGUUCAUUUAUGGGUAAACCAAACCUUAAAGUGUCAGCCCAUUUUGGAGGGGGACAGAUAUUGUUGUGAGAAGUCUCACAACUCAACUUCCCCACGUCAUGGUCUGAAAAUGACUGUUCACGGUCUGACUCUGGAUCAGAGCCAGAAUGAACAGCCUUGUUUUUGCCAACCGGGUUGCAGGCUUGGUUUCCCUGGAACAAUGUGCGCAGAGGACACCACAGAAAUGUAAAUGUGACCCUAGUCAGCGCUCACUGUUUCACAACACUUAUUAACUGUUGUUUACCUGAUUAUCUCGCUCUCUGUGAAGCUUUCAUUAUGGCUGGUCAUUAAAGACUGAUUCAGCAAUGGCCCACCCUGACUCAUCUCAUCUACAAAAAAAAAAAAAAAAAAACAGAAAUGAAAGCCAUUUUAUUGAUGCCAUCCGUUCUCAUAGUACUGAGCUAUUCAAUAAUGUUUACUGUUUAUAAUGUGCAGAUAGAUGAUUUGUAGUGUGGCCACCUUGGGCCGAUAUUUUGGUAUCUGUAUUGUUUUCCUACAGGACUGUAUCUUAUGCAUGUCUUGCAUGUCUCUUAUCAGAAUGGAGGCACUAAGAGUUGUUUGUGAUCACUUUUAUGAGCAAGGGGGACAAAACCAUGGGGUUUAGCUCAACAGAAGAAAUGUUUUUUUGAUACGUUUUUACCUCCUGUUACUUCUAUUGCCUUAUACUAAGGCCCAGUGUUAAACUCUUUUAAUCAUUCUCAAAAUUAAUUGAUGUUAUCCUUUUGUGGAGAGGAACUGUUCUCUUGGUUUCUCAUUUUGUUGUAAAUUAAAUGUUUUCCAGUUGACGCGUACACACCUGAAUAAAAUGCGA
Molecule: messenger RNA, 6533 nt
Organism: Myxocyprinus asiaticus (Chinese sucker)
Lineage: Eukaryota; Metazoa; Chordata; Actinopteri; Cypriniformes; Catostomidae
Product: early growth response protein 3-like
Exons: 2
Coding region: 249-1517 (422 amino acids)
Biological process (GO): regulation of transcription by RNA polymerase II
Molecular function (GO): DNA-binding transcription factor activity, RNA polymerase II-specific; RNA polymerase II cis-regulatory region sequence-specific DNA binding
Source: RefSeq, a predicted model, not a curated record